Lineus longissimus is the source of this 4249-nucleotide messenger RNA. Its product is annotated as voltage-dependent calcium channel gamma-7 subunit-like. Gene Ontology annotation, cellular component: postsynaptic density membrane; AMPA glutamate receptor complex. Lineage: Eukaryota; Metazoa; Nemertea; Pilidiophora; Heteronemertea; Lineidae. Gene Ontology annotation, biological process: regulation of AMPA receptor activity; neurotransmitter receptor internalization; calcium ion transport. Gene Ontology annotation, molecular function: channel regulator activity; voltage-gated calcium channel activity. The coding region runs from base 1427 to 2338 and encodes 303 amino acids. The record is from RefSeq and is a predicted model, not a curated record. The transcript is spliced from 6 exons.
AUGUAACUCUGGUGUACCACAAAACAUGUUGGAAUCUGUCAAAAUCAGCUUGUUCAUUGAAACGAUAAAAUGCGUAUCGGCGUUGUGUACGUCGCUGCUUGCUACAUGACUGACUGAAUGUAGAAGCUCGGGAAAUGGAACAAUCGCUUCCACACUGUUCAGUAACAUCAGUGAACCUCUAAGAAGAGGAGGACGUCAUGAUUGAGUUGAUGUGCGUCAUUUGCAGUUACACGAGCGCAAAAAAACCAUUGCCCAGAAUCAUACGAAUGUUUACUGACAGAUAUAUGAGAAUACCCCUAUAAAUACAUGUACAUCAUUGCCAAUAUGAAACCCAAAGACCCAGAGACUAAUGUUGUACACUUGUUACAUUAUUCUCCAGUGUUCAAUGACUUUUAUAUGGCAUAGUCUUGUUGGGGUCAAUGUUAUCUCCUAUGAUCUGUGCACUGAUGAGGUGAACCAUUCGCAUAUAGUGCUUUUAUAGCGAUACGGGAUGCGCUACAACCAGGUUCAUGAACGAAAAUGUGUUAUUUGGGGGUUUUUGGCGGUAAGAUUUGUUCACAAGGUCAUUAUGCAGCACCAGAGAAACUGUCGUCAGUCGAUUCCGUUAGCAGUUAUCUCGCUCAACGUUAUCUGGGAGUAGAAGGAGCUGACGUUGUUCCUACGUGUUUCGAACCAUGUUAUUAAAUAUCUUCAGAAAUAAAGACAAGGGAUGAUGCAGAAUGACGCUGACAUAUUGCUUACAUCGUUCAUUAAAGCGUCUAUUUUGUUCCAGAGCAUACCCCCGGCGGCCCAUUAAAGAGCAAUAAUUUACAUCGAUCACGGAUACUGUUGAUGUUGCGGCUCAGGUGGAUGCGUUGGCCCAACAAUUGAAUUCCCCAACGAUAGAGACAAGGCAAGUCCCCUGAUGGAGCAGCACUUUCACGUGAUCGAGAAAACCGAUAAUACAUCAGCCCGCCGUCACUUGUUUCCUGCCAGGCGCACAGUGAGGAAUUACCGCAAGGUGGUCACCGCGAUCGCAGCUGCAACUACUGGAACAGAGUCGCGGAGAAGGCAUUGGAAAUUGCCUGUUUUGCUCGACAUCAGAUCAGGCACGAACUUAUCCGGCUUGAGCAUUGGUAUCUAGAUGUUGCAGCAAUGCCAAUUUCAUGCACGUUGAAAACGUCAAUGUGUCAUCUGUGGUUCCUGUAUUGUAAUUUUUUGCUGUACUUUAAAGGAAUUUCACUCUGAUAAAAUUGUCAAGUAAUUUUGGAUUAAACAUUAUUUUUCGGAGGUCUAUUUGCCUUCAAAACAGUACAUCAGUAGACUUGGAGUUGAUUUACUCUAACAAUUAUGUCGGCAACACACUUUGCAGGAUAGCUGUUUUUUUACUGACAGAGUCAAAGGCUCUACCAAAAUUCCGCUUCAGGAGUAUCUCGUGUGCCUUUCAAUGUUCCGUCUUCCAAAUAUGCAUUGCACGUCGCGUAUGCUUGGGCUGAUUGCUCUGUUCCUAGGGGCCUCCGCGGCGGCUCUCUUGGCCCUUUCCGUAGCCACGGACUUCUGGCUGCAAACUAAAGAGAUUUUGAGAAGUAAGAACCAAACUACCAGCAUCUAUAAACAUUUUGGAUUCUGGAGAAUGUGCACACAGGAUAUAAACACGGUGUUUCUCAGACCGACUCCCUCCGAUGGCCAAGAGCAGCAAGAGCCAGAGACAGAGCUGGAUAAUGAAAACCAGAAAGGCUGUGAGAACAUUGUUUACUUCUCAAGUUUUGAAGAGAGCGAUCCGUUGAUGGAAGGGCCCGGAUUCGCUGGUUCCGCCGCGGCCAGCGUCACCGUCAAUCCAGCAGCGCCAACUACGGAUAAUGAAUAUUUGAAUAUUAUCCUAGAGUCAAUCAAAACGAUCGCCCCGAUGCCAGGGAUCAGUCUCUUGCUACUAGUGGCAGGGUUCGUCACUAGUGCACUGGGUCAUCUCAAGAAGGAUUGCAAGACCAUCAUUGCUGCUGUUAUCUACAUCGUGUCAGGCAUGAUCCUAGCCCUGGGAAUAAUCCUCUUCAUUAGUAAACUCAAUGACGAGAUACGCCAUGUCCCGAGGCCCGGGGCGGACGAGGAGCCAAUGUUCGCCUACCAGUACAGCUUCUCUUUCUAUCUCUGUGGCUCAGCUUUCAUUGCCAGUCAGAGUGCGGCGGUUUGCUGCAUAUCCCUCUAUUUAAAACGACAUUCAGAGGUCGACGACAUGAUCAGGCUGAUACCUGGUCUGGAGAGCAAGGCUGCUGAAGUUGUGAUGAACAGGGACAGUAAUGUGGACAGCUCGAACAGCCCCUUACAUUUGCCCCACAGUCCACUCCAUGGUACCACGCUUUGAAGACAAGGGGCAAGAAUGAGAAGAAUACUUGUUGUACAUUGCGCAGCUUUUCUAUUGUAAAUGAUAUUUCUUAUUGCAAACUCGAUUGUUGCCGCACAUGACUGAUGACACGUCGAUGUACAAUGUACUAUGUGGCCAAUGAUGGACCAAAAAUUACACUCAUCAGAUUUACUCGCGCAGAGGAAUCUAAAGUUGUUUUGACUACAGUGUGAAGAAUUGAACUAGCUAUACCAGAUCGAUCUAUUAAGAUACUAACCUCUUAGCUUAGGAGCACACAGAGUGCAUGCAUCAUGGAACUAUCAAACCAGCAAAACAACAGGAAAGAUACAUUUGGCGACCACAGUUCCAUCUGUCGCUUGCUUUGAAUGACGACAUCAGUAUGUUCGUAGGUAAACAGGUCAAGAACGCGUGUGUUGCGUACAUGUAGCUGCACUGCAAACCGCCAUGACGCGAAGUACGUUGUAUUGAUAUGCUUCUCCGUUCCUGUUAUUCGACAGUCAAUGAUAGUUCUGUCAGCGAUGUUGUUGCAAUUUGGUGUGACAACAAUUGGUAGUGUUUUGAUCUCGUAUUUUUCAUGCUUGUAUAUAAAGGAGAAAUAUGUGUUUCUGGAUAUUUUCCGAUUUGGUAGCGAAAAUGAACUGUCCGUUGUUUUUUUGUGGAUCAAGGACGAUUAUUCACGGCACGCAUGGCCAGGCCUUCCACUUACUUUCAUCUUGGAGUAACCAGCGUUCAAAGAGCAACUGGGGUGGUAUUUGCAUUUAGCUUCAUCCAGAUCAAACAGGCGCCUAACGCAUGGGCCUCCGUUGUAUGACAUUUUAAUAUGAUUUGAUACCUCGUCUGAGUAAAUGAUAAUAAUGAAACAUGAUUAAAUGGCUGAAUGCCACUGUUUCGGACUAUAUGACUGUCUAAUACAAUCAUUGGAAACUAACAUGAAUAUGCGAUUAUUCAAAAUCGGUCUUCGAUAAGCACUUCUAUCAAAACUUUCUCUUGACUAGAAAUGUGUUAGUAUCCGACCAAACUAUCUGUUACUUAUUCUAUGCAUUUCUUCAAUUGAUAAAGUAACCUGUACAUAUAUAUUGCGCUAUUAUUGAUAAAUAAACAAGCUUGAUUCGUUAAAAUAGCACUUACUCAUUUUUACACUACUAAAGGAAUAUCUGGUGUAAAGGUAAAUUUAGUAUCCGUUACAGAAUGUGCAUAAAAAGAAGAAGAUCCCCAUGCAUCGCAAUGAUGAUGUCAGUGGCUAUAGAGCAUAUUUUCUAAAAAAGUUGGCACACAUUCAUCUCAGUUCAUUACAUAGAUUUUUUGUAAAUAUUUAGCACUCUUUGUAAGACCUGUGUCGACAUAGAGCCAAACCUUUAGUAUCUUACUUUGUCCAGAAAAGCUCGGAGUGCAUUUAAAUGCGCCCUCACCUAUUGUUUUGCCUUUAUAUCUUGCACAAAUGAGGGCAGUCGUGCGGUAUAACAGCAACUUCCAUCGAAUGACUUGUCACACGUGGAAUCCCAACUUCUACAUUGCAGAUGGCCUACCACACAUCCAUUACAUGUCAUUUCAUGUAUUCUGCUCAUUUAGUUCAUGGCCGAUCAUCGCCAAACAUAACCUAGAUAGCUGAAUCAAAUUCUACAUGAUAUACUGUACGGGUAUAACUUUAAUCGACAAUGCCGGACGAUAGGUUGUGCAACAUCCACCAGAUGGAGAACCGAGGACUGGUAGCUGUGUGCUGGUAUUGGCCGUGAUAUACCAUUCACCUCGACUAGUGGAAAAUUUGGACCAUCAAUCAAACCCCUUUAUGAAAUGGAAUGCGGGAGACCAAACUCUACAUCAAUGUUUACAUAGGUUAUAGCUCUAGCCAGUGUAGUAUCAUAGUGUUAUUUUGAUAUCCUAGCUGUUUGUUUUUGCUUUCGAAUUAUUGUA